Molecule: messenger RNA, 1490 nt
Organism: Lampris incognitus (smalleye Pacific opah)
Lineage: Eukaryota; Metazoa; Chordata; Actinopteri; Lampriformes; Lampridae
Product: deoxyribonuclease-1-like
Exons: 10
Coding region: 109-1122 (337 amino acids)
Biological process (GO): DNA catabolic process
Cellular component (GO): nucleus
Molecular function (GO): DNA nuclease activity
Source: RefSeq, a predicted model, not a curated record
UCCGUCUUCUCUGAGGUUUGAUUGUUCCUAUUACUGUGAACUACAAGCAACACACUCAGCCAGAGCGCCUUCUAGCUACUUUAACUUUUAUUUAACCAGGCUGAAAACAUGAAGAUGGCAGCCUUCAACAUCAGGAAGCUGGGAUGGAGAAAGGUCAAAAACAAGGUUGUUCUUCGCUACCUGAUUAAGAUAGUGUCCCGAUACAGUGUGGUGUUGAUCCUAGAGGUGGUGGAUAAGACUGGUGCAGCCAUGCAAUGGUUCCUCCAGGAGCUCAACCGAACACAGGCCAACAAACAGCAUCCCUAUUCCAUGGCUAGGAGUAGCAGACUGGGACGGGACAACUACAAAGAACAGUUUGUCUUCCUCUACCGAGAGAAUGAGGUGCAGUUAACAGACUGCUACCAGUAUGAAGAUAAUCAACCUGGAGAUGAGGAUGCCUUUUCUAGAGAACCCUACAUCCUUCGUUUCUCUUGUCAAAUGACAGUUGUUGACGACUUAGUGCUGAUCCCAGUUCACACGAAGCCAGAGGACUCGGAGAAGGAGCUGGAUGAGCUGGAUGAUGUGGUCCAGGCUAUCAGGAAAAAAUGGAGAACUGAUAAUAUCAUGAUCUUGGGGGACUUUAAUGCAGAUGGAUGUUACAUCUCUAAGAGGAAGAUGGGAGAGAUCCGCAUCCGCUCUGAUGUCAACUACCAUUGGCUCAUAGGUGAUGAUGUUGACACCACAGCUUGCAACUGCAAUGACCACACCUAUGACAGGAUUGUGUUGUAUGGUGAAACAAUGUUGAAAGCUGUUAUCCCCAGCUCAGCCAAGCCUUUCAACUUCCAGAAAGCCUUCCAUCUGACUGAUGACAUGGCUCUUAGCAUCAGUGACCACUACCCUGUGGAGGUGAUGCUGAGGAGUAAUGCGCCCAAAAAGACGGGCGUACAGAGGCCAAUACAAAAGAGGAGACCCCCCAACCCUUCAAAAAAGAGAGGUGCUUCAGGAGCAGGAAACAAGCAUGUUUCAGGGCCAGUGAAAAAAAAGGAUGUUCCCACACCACAGAGGAAGGCUGCCCUUGGAGGACCAUUUCAGACUGAUGUCCCAGGACCAAAGAAGAAGAGAGGACCACUGAAGAAGAAAUAAGCUCCAAAACAAUGGCAGAAAAAUGAGCAGAAUGCACCAGAGCUGAAUAAGAAGAUGCAUUCUUCCUGUACAUCCCAGACAGGAACCAAGAGACGACGGCUGGAGAAGUGAAAAAUCACAAUUUUACAGAGAAUUCAGACCAAACUAUAAAAUCAAAUUGCAUCAAAUAACAUUAUUUUGUGUGUGUUAGCAACAGAACAGUCUAUCUGGUAUGUGUAUUCAUACCACAGGAAUGAGAAGCAUACUUCUAUCUGUAUAAGCAGUGGACAAACAGAUGUGCAUUCUAACUGAGGAUGGAUCAUGUAUGAAAAUCUUAUGUUUUGGAGAACAUGUAUGAAUGAUCUGAAAUCAUCCAAAAAUGAAUUAAA